UGCCGUAUGUUAGUGCAGUCCCGAAUUGCCUGAUUUCUCUGCACAAAGCAAAAACCCAAAAUCCCCACUUUCUCUUCACUUAUCAGUAAAAUAAGCUCUAAUAUCCAACUCAUACAGUCACUGUUUCCAUCUAUGGCGGCUCCUUUCACAACUCUGCCAAAUGUGGGUUCAAUUCCAAGUCCAAGAAACGUGCCUCAGGUCAAAGCACUAAGCAGUACUUUCAAGGCGGUGAAGGUUUCAAAGGCAACAAAUGUUUCAUAUUUAUCAUCAUCAAGCUCGUUCUUUUCUGGCUCCUUCUCUUCACUUACGACGUCUUCUAAACACAAAACCCGUUUUAUUAGCUCGAUUAGAGCUACUUCUGAGGUGGCAGAUUUGCAAUCAAAGGUGACCAACAAAGUCUAUUUUGAUAUAAGCAUUGGCAAUCCGGUGCCCAAGCUGGCUGGAAGGAUUGUUAUUGGAUUGUAUGGUGAUGAUGUGCCCCAAACAGCAGAGAAUUUCCGUGCUUUAUGCACAGGUGAGAAGGGUUUUGGUUACAAGGGUUCCGCAUUUCAUCGUGUCAUCAAAGAUUUCAUGAUUCAAGGAGGAGACUUUGAUAAAGGAAAUGGAACUGGAGGUAAAAGCAUAUAUGGUCGUACAUUUAAAGAUGAAAACUUCAAGCUGGCCCAUACUGGAGCCGGAGUUGUUAGCAUGGCAAAUGCAGGCCCCAACACCAAUGGGAGUCAGUUCUUCAUUUGCACUGUCAAGACGCCGUGGCUGGAUCAGAGGCAUGUAGUGUUUGGGCAGGUUUUAGAAGGCAUGGACAUUGUGAAGUUGAUCGAGUCACAAGAAACCGACAGAGGUGAUCGUCCCAGAAAGAGGGUAGUUAUUAGUGAAUGUGGCGAGCUUCCAAUAGCCGGGGCAUGAUCAUUCUGAUUUCUUCAUUGUCAAACUUCAGACUAGUCUACCCUCUUCGUUAUGCUUUUUUCUUCUCAAAUGACUUUGAUUUUGAACCCCUUUGCGGUUUCUUCUUUACUUGCAUUGUAAUCAGUAGGAAAUUUUCAACUAUGAGAGAUGUUCCUGGGAUUUUUUUACGACACAAUGUUACUAAGAUGUAUCAUUUGAUAUGAUUGAAAUUCUAUACAUUAUACAUUGUUUUUACUUCUCA
This is a messenger RNA of Ricinus communis (castor bean), 1144 nucleotides long. Its product is annotated as photosynthetic NDH subunit of lumenal location 5, chloroplastic. Gene Ontology annotation, molecular function: peptidyl-prolyl cis-trans isomerase activity. Lineage: Eukaryota; Viridiplantae; Streptophyta; Magnoliopsida; Malpighiales; Euphorbiaceae. The coding region runs from base 133 to 903 and encodes 256 amino acids. The record is from RefSeq and is a predicted model, not a curated record. The transcript is spliced from 7 exons. Gene Ontology annotation, biological process: protein peptidyl-prolyl isomerization; protein folding.